Messenger RNA from Lineus longissimus, 1586 nucleotides. RefSeq names its product tetraspanin-18-like. Gene Ontology annotation, cellular component: plasma membrane. The record is from RefSeq and is a predicted model, not a curated record. The transcript has 8 exons. The coding region runs from base 77 to 919 and encodes 280 amino acids. Lineage: Eukaryota; Metazoa; Nemertea; Pilidiophora; Heteronemertea; Lineidae.
GGCCCUUGCGUUGUCAACAGUGGUGAUUUCGGCAGGAGUAGGAGUAAGGAAUACACAGAAUAUAAGAUAAUACAAGAUGGUGUGUAGUAUAUGCUGUUGCUGCUGUUGUUGUGAUUGCUGUACAUUGAAAGGUAUCGCAAAAUGGAUCUUGAUUGCUUUCAACGUUGGAUUCUUCAUCGCUGGCGCCGUCCUGUUAGGUGUUGGAAUCUGGAUAGCAGUAGAUCCAUCAACCUUGGCUGAUUUCCUCUCAGCGUUUAACUAUGGUUCGCUCAACGUGACCGGGCUGCUGCUCGGGUCAGCCUACACUCUCAUCGGUAUCGGAGCCUUCAUUUUCUUGAUCGGCUUCACAGGAUUCUGCGGAGCGUGUAAGGAGAAUAAAGUCUGUCUGAUCAUUUACAUCAUCUGCGUCAGUAUCGUCCUUCUCGUCCAGAUCAUCGCGAUGAUCCUCGUAGCUGUCUUCUUCGAACAGAUCAAGAGUACCGCCCUUACAACAUUGAAGACCGCGGUCACUGAUAACUAUGACGGCAGCUGGAGCUCAUCCAAUUCGAUCUCCUUAGCUUUUGACUACACUCAAAUCACCUUCGAUUGUUGCGGCGUUGACUCUUACACAAACUUCCAAGGUGCCACCAACUGGAAUACGGCCUAUAACUACGGAGGCAGCUCCUACACAAUGACCAUCCCCCAAUCCUGUUGUAAGCAGGACGACUCCCAGUUCCCCACGGGGACGGUAAGCCUGACUGAUGGCUUGUGUCCGGUGACGCCAACGACGACGAACUCGUACUACACCACCUCUUGUUAUGACAGCAUUAUCAACUACAUCAACACGUAUGCCAUCCUUCUGAUUACCAUUAUCUGCUGCAUUGUGGGAAUUGAGAUUGUCGGAAUCUUGUGUGCCGUAUACAUCUGCAAGAACAGUUAGAGAGAGAAAAUAAAAUACGUGGAUCCAGGAUCGGAUAACGAAACAGUGAAGAAGCUAAAAAAAGAACUGAUAUUCUCGAAAGAUAGUAUUUCGUAUAAAUUCCUUCGCAGCCCUGGAAUAGAUUUAUUGAUGCCGUCGUUCCGUGACUGCCAACACAGGUCGCCAUUUUGAAUUAUUGCUCCACUAAUCGUUGAGUAAUCAGAUAGCGAUCAGUCCCGAAAUACAUGUGUGGAAACAAUUAGCGAGCACCCCCAAAUCUGUUUUCUUGCAAGGUAAAAUUAUAGUCCUAGUACAAAUGUAUCACCAACAGUGAAGAAAACAGCUGGAGGUACACACAAAUGCACAUGGAGGAUAUAUAACAGUACCCUCCUUUAUACAUUACAUUACAUGUAUUUGCAAAGAACUGCUGUCUGUGAUAUCAGUGUGAUCAGUAUUAACUCCGUCCUUAACUUUUCAAACGAUCCCAGUCUGACACGAGGAAAUCAGGGGUUAAUGUUGGUUCUCCGGCCCUCUUCGUGUGUAGGGCCGAAGAAGCGAACAUUUACCCCUGAUUUCCUCAGGAUUUGAUCUCAACCUAUGACGUCACUGAUUGAUGUCAUAAUAUUUUUUUCUGAACAUAUGUAUGGUUAGUUUUGUAAAGUAUAGUUAAAGUAUUUUGAAUGUCUAA